AUGUUCAUGAAAAAUAACGAAAUUUUAGAAUUGAACGUCUUGCGCAAACGGCGCAAGGGGGCGGAAGCGGAGGAAACUACUGAAACUCCUGGAGGUGCAAAGAAAAAGUUGGCAAAGAAAUCGUCAUCAUCCAGUAGCGAGCUGGUCACUGCUUAUGGCGAUGUAGCAAAAGGAGCGGAAGUACCACCACCAGCGGGCGCUACGAAACCAACUGAUCCAUCGAAGCCAACUGAUGCACCUAAACCAGCUGGCACUUGA
Messenger RNA from Gongylonema pulchrum, 258 nucleotides. The record is from the annotation of a GenBank genome assembly. Lineage: Eukaryota; Metazoa; Nematoda; Chromadorea; Rhabditida; Gongylonematidae.